Molecule: messenger RNA, 2450 nt
Organism: Uloborus diversus
Lineage: Eukaryota; Metazoa; Arthropoda; Arachnida; Araneae; Uloboridae
Product: palmitoleoyl-protein carboxylesterase notum1-like
Molecular function (GO): hydrolase activity
Source: RefSeq, a predicted model, not a curated record
CCGACCCGCCGCACCUGCUGCUCUACGAAAGCCGAGCACAGAUUCCAACUAUCGACUUCGCCUGCUCCGUGAAAAAAAAAAGAAAAAAAGAAAAAAGAGAGAAAAAGUCCCUCCGAAGCAUCUCAUUUAUUUGUGUUUGUUUAUUUACCUGUUCGCAUUUAACGGAGCUGGGAAAAAAAUCGUCUACCAAUUACCGGAAAAUAUUACGGGUACGUCAUCAAGUAUAGCAUGCGCAGCUUCUAUUUCACCUCUUGCCUGAUGCUUCUGUCGUCGUGCGCCCUCGCCUCGCCCUCCCCCACCCCCACCACUCUCACGGCGACCUCUCUCCGGGCGCUCCUGUCCGGGACGGCGAAGGGAUCGUCCGGACCCCUUGACCUCGUCCGGCAGCUGCUACACGAGCUACACGAGUGCCGGUCGGGCCGGACGCAGCCCAUGCGGAGAGUGAUGCUCGCCAACCGGACGGUCACGUGCAACGACGGUUCGCCGUCUGGAUAUUACAUUAGAGAAUCACGAGCUAGCAAAAGAUGGAUUAUUUAUCUGGAAGGUGGUUGGUACUGUUUCGACGAGAAGAGCUGUAAUCACCGGUGGGCGAGAUCGAGAAAUCUGAUGUCGUCUACGCUGUGGCCAGAAACAAGGAGUGUUAGUGGCAUUUUAUCUUCUGACCCAGAAGAGAACCCUUACUGGUGGGAUGCAAAUCAAGUAUUUUUGCCAUAUUGUUCAAGUGAUUCUUGGAGCGGAGCUUCGUAUUCAUCCAGAAAAGGAGAAUUUUCAUUCCUUGGAUCUCUAAUAGUGAUUGAAGUUAUCAAAGAUCUGCUGAACAAAGGACUUUUUUCUGCGGAUAUGCUUCUCCUUGCGGGUAGCAGUGCCGGUGGAACUGGAGUGUUAAUCAACCUCGACCGGGUUUCAGAUUUUUUGAGGAACCUCAAGUCAAGGAUCGAGGUGCGGGGUUUGGCCGACUCUGGAUGGUUCCUGGACAACGAGCCCUACCAACCUCUGGAUUGCAUGGACCCGCAGACAUGUGCUCCAGUUGAAGCUAUUAAACGAGGAGUAAAACUGUGGAAUGGGCAAGUACCGAAGAGAUGCCAAAUGCAAUACACAAUAAGUGAUGUUUGGAGGUGCUAUUUUGGAUACAGAAUUUACACAACGCUCCAAAGUCCUGUAUUCGUGUUUCAGUGGCUCUUCGAUGAAGCACAGAUGACUGCUGACAACGUUGGGGCCCCGGUGUCUAAGCCACAAUGGGACUACAUCCAUAAGAUGGGUAACGACCUGAGGACGUCCCUGGAGAACGUGACGGCUGUUUUCGCUCCAUCCUGCAUUUCACACAUGGUUUUAUCAAAAAAAGACUGGAGGCAUGUAAAAAUCAACAAAGUGUCACUGCCGCAAGCGCUCCGUUGUUGGGAACUUCAGUCCCACGAGCACAAUCAUCAUCAUCAUCAUCCUCAUCAUCAUCUGUACGAUCCACUUGCGUCGGACUCGUUACCGCACGAUGCAACGAGCCCGAGCAGCAUGAUCGGCGACAUGCCGACAGCUAGCUUACGUAUCGGUAGUCGGCGGAAGUCAGACAACAACUCAACCGAAAACGAGCCUGACUCCACGGAGCUCUUAUCCUUAGACAAAGAAGAGAGGAGGAAACUAAGGAGAAAAGAAAGAAAACGGAGAAGGCAGAAUAGAAACAAAAAGAGGAAAAAGAACAGCAGAAAAGAAUUGAGGAGCCGUGACAAACGUCGCUCUCUCUUUCCGGAAGAUCUACGGGUGCGGCAUCGGUGGACCCUUCACGAAGACCUCUGCUACCAUUGGCUGGUGGAUGACUGCACCUGGCCCCAGUGCAACCGAGCAUGCCCAAGACUGCAUGACCCUUUCACCGGUGAGGAGCUGGACUUCAUAGAACUGCUCAAGUCCUUUGGCCUCGACAUGAGCAGUGUGGCCAACGCUCUGGGCAUAGACCUGGUCACUCUCAACGACAUGGACCAUGACACGCUGCUGCAACUCCUGACUCAACAGACCAAUAAGUAGCUUCCAGUGUAAUGUUUCAGCACAACCUUCCACAAGUAACAACAUCCCUAUUUCCAGCCAACCAAAUUCCGAUGUUUCGUUACAGCUUGGCAUAAACUUCGUGAGCAUCAGGAGUGCGUGAAAUGCUACACUUCUUGAAGAUAUGCAGCCUGAUAUAUAGUCACGUUUAAAUUGUAACAUAAAAACUGCUCUGCAAGGAGACAUAGACUUACAAACUCUGGUAGUCACAAGUUAUUUGUGACUUAUUUUAAAAACUCUGAAGCGAAGCAGAGGUUUGUCUCUUCAAGCAGUUAAGUUAUUUCCGGUAAUACCUCAAUUUCAUCAAGAACUUUUGAUGUGGCUGCCUAAAGCUUAUUUAUUGACAUUAUAUUAUCACCAGAUAACUAUGGUUUAAAAACGUUUUACUCAUAGUUAUUGGAAAACAAAACCCAGUGUAU